CAGUGGUUGAGUGAGGUUGUGCGUCGUGUGCGGUGCGUGUCUGCGUUACACAAACUUCAAUAGCAUUGCUUUUUUCGGUUCAACGACGCACGGCAUUAUGCUGACCCCCCGCACGGUAACCCCCCUCUUCCCCACAACCCCCUGGCUGAAGUUCAUCCUCACUUUAUGGGCUCUGUUGGUGAUUCCCAUGGUGGUUUCCAAUCCGGAACGCGAUCCAUACUCCUUCAGAAAAAUCCUUCUAGAAAAGAAGAACAAUCCUUCAAAGUUUCUACCAGAACCCUUAUCAUUAUCAUCCGAUGUCCACCAGAUAUUAACAGAACCUUCUACACAAAAAGUCAUCCAAGAAUUACCCCCCAACCCAAGUCGAAAUUGGGCUUCAGCUUCCACCAGCCGUGGGAGGGGGAAAAGCAAGGAAAAUUCAACUAAACCUUCUACUAAUCAUAUUAUGGGAACAUCUACUAUGCCCGACCUACCGGAAUCUGUUUCUACGACUACAAAUUACGAUAAACUUUUCAUAUCUGCUUCACCUUCAACGAACACCAGAAAUACGGAGCGAGGUAGACCUUCAACUACUGAUGGAAGUAACGACAAACUUGGGACAAGUCAGAGGAAGUCUCGUACUUCAUCAGCAGCCAGCAUUAAGACAUUUUCUGAUUUAAUUAAUGAGGCACAAUUGGUUCGAACUACUAAGAUAAACAGGUCAUCAAAUGCAACUUCUUUGCUUGCGGUGGAAAAAGAUAAAUCUGGAGCAUCGAAGAAAGUUGUUGAAAUUACGCCAACUUCGACAACUCAGGUGAUGCCAGUUUUCACCAAAUUUCAGUCCACAGUGACAACGCUCGGGAAGACAAAUUUAUUCAUACCAAGCAAUACAAAACAGGUGGCUCCAUAUUCAACCGAUGUUAAAUCGAUCCCGAGUUAUGAUGGCCAAUUUACUUCAUAUAUGUCCAAUGAUCGGGAGAAACCUGGAUCUCAGAGAAAAAUUGCUUCAUCUCACGUAAAAUCGACAACAGCAUUUAUUAAAGCUUCACUUUCUUCCGCGCAUGCGCCUCAAGGGACUAGAACGACAACGAUAUCUAGCAAACCCCAAGGUACCUCCACCCCAGACGUUUCUUCAAGUCGGAGGAACGUUAUGUCCCCUUCAAAAACCAUUUCUCUACCACCCAUGACAGUUCAACUCUUUGCUGACAACCUUCUCGAACCAAACGUAGUGACCUAUGGCCAUCCAGACUAUGAUAAAUUCUCCGCGAAAAAGACUAAAUCCCGAUUCAGCGAUAGUAUGCCCUCUGGAUCAGCCCCUUUGCCUGUUGUGGUCCGACCCCGACUACCCACAGACGAACCCUACCUUCUACCCGACGAAGCGCGGCGACAACCGAAGAUUUCUGCACGAAGAUCGACUUUGACGACAGUUUCGCCAGCGAAACAACGACCCGUACGACAUAACGCACAAAACCCUUACAGUUAUCGCGAACUUUUUGCCGAUGACGAAAGUCCAGACUACCGAAACUCAGCAUCUCCUUCGCGCAGUGAAGCAGAAAAAGACUCGACCAACAUUGGAACGGCCCGAGCAACAGUCCUCCCUCUCCCCGAAGAGGAAAUUGACGACUACGACGAAAAUGCAGAAAAACGACGAGAUUCAUCGAACUUUAAAAUUCAGGCAGCAGCGCACGAGCCACCGGCUUACGACUACGAUUACGACUACCAGCACGCCGUCGACUACCAGACAGAACCUCGCUACAUCCUACCAGACGCAGGUUCUGGAACCCGAAACUUAUACUCCCAGCCGCUGCUAGAGGAGCGCCCCAAGAAAGACGAGAUGGUGAAGACCUCAGAGAAGACCAGCAAGAAGAUGUUCAGCAGUCAGAUGGAGAGGCAGAAGGUCUUCACUACAGACAACAAGAAGAAGACACCGAAAGAUGGCGGUGGCAACAACAAAAUGGAUAAAAGUGUAGCCAAGAUGAUCGAUGGAGGAGCGUCUGUGGUGAUGGGGAACUUGUUACCGGAGGACGCUAAGGACAAGGUGGCGGCCAUCAAGGCGCUUGACGUGGUCUGCACUAAGGACGUCAUGAACGUCACCCUGCAGUUUGACAAGGACUUUGCUGGAGUUAUAUAUAGCAAGGGCCACUUCGGCAACAAGAACUGCACGUACGUGCAGGCCGACAAGAAGAAGGACUUCAACUUCUCGGUGCCGGGGGCGGGACAGUGCGGCACAAAGUUCGUCGAGAUGAAGGACAAGCCUGCCUUCCUCGAGAACAUCCUCAUCGUCCAGAACGAGCCUGGCAUACAGGAGGUGACCGCCGCGCUGGCCGUCAGCAAGAUAGACCAGCAGGUCGUGUCCUUCUCGGCGGACACGCAGGCCACCGCCACCCUCGACAUACAGAACGGGUGUGUGGUGAUGAAGAAGCUCAUGGGCUCCUGGCAGAUCACUAAGAACACAGGGGACAAGAAGAAACCUGUCAUAGCCUUCGCCCACUUCCAGGCAUUCAAGUUUCCCGACCAGAUGGAAGUGAUGAUAGAGUGCCAGGUGGACCUCUGCUCAGGGGACUGUGGGGUGUGUCAGGAGGACAUGAAGAAGACCAUGGACAAGAUGGGUCGUCGUCGAAGAAGAAGAGAGUUAGUCAGAUUUGACAAAAACAGCACCGAAUAUUACGGUGAACUAGAAGAUGGCGCAUCAAGUUUCCAAACUUCAAUUGGCACGCAGGAAGAGGAAGCAUCAAUUCUUGAUCCAGCGAAAUACCAAUUCAGUCAACAACCCAACCCAAAAAUGAUUUCCUCUAGAGACCAACAUAAUGAGAAUCCGAAAGAGAAUUUUAGGCCAAGCCACCAAAAUCAAAGGACCCCAGAAGAAAGUGCACUGAACCCCUCGUUAACCACAGAGAUUUACACUGACCAACGCAUGGGAACGGUACCGGCCGUCCAGUCUGACGAACAAAUUCUCCCUGACCAGUCAAUUGACCCAACCAAAUAUGUGACUGACGGACUGAACACCCAAAAAGGUAACGUUAGAAUUGCUGACGGACUGGUCACCCAAAGAGAGCCGACACCAACACACCCCUUCUCCGUCAAGUCCGCGUCGGAACUGAUGAUGGGCGUAGGCCUGGUGCUCGCUAUGGUUGCAGUUGUCGUACUUCUGGCCGCGUACCUGCGUGUGAGAACCCGCAAAAAGAUCACCGACCAGCCACUGCCAGACGACCAAUCCUUUCAUGCUUUCAGCUCGAUAGUUCUCAGGUGAAUUUCAUUUGAACCAGACUGCUGCGCGUAGAAAAAUGUCUCGAUUUUGAUCGGCACUAAAUUUUAAUUCGUUAAUGUUCACGACGCAAAAAUCAAUAUUUACUAUUAAGUAAAUUCCGGUUUCAUGUUCCUAAACCGUUUCAACGUAUAUUCAUACAUGGUACUUAUUUUAAAAUUGUAGGAACGAGGUGCGUGUUCUGUCUUACUGAUUUCCAAGAAAAACAUUUAAUUUGCAUCGGACAUGAAAAAAGAAUAAAUACAUGAAAUUAUCAGAAAUUGCUGGUGAAGAAGCGAGGGAUUUCGUUGCAAUAUAACUAUGAGUACAGGUUGCAUAUUAAGUAAAUACAACAAUCAAUACAUAUAUUUUUCCACACUGAGAGAAAUGGGUGGGUCUAGAUGACUCACUUGUGGCGUCAGAGCGUUUCGAUUCCAGAAAUGAGUCAUACCUGAAAUAUAAAGGGCGAGCUAUAGUCAUAAUGACCCACAAAUGGGGAAAGUGAGUCAAAAAAGUGCAUCGCUAUUUGGACGCGGUUGACUCAUCUAAGUGGGUCAUACAGACCCACCAAUUUCCCUCAAUGUACUGUACCCAUGAGCCCAAACCCCAUGUCCGGUUAUAGUAUAGUCGAGAUAAAAACUUUAAAAGUUGAUUAAUUUAUAGGCAUCGAAUUGCCAUUAUAGACUCUUGAAUAGGUAGACUUAUAGAGGCUACAGGUCACGAUUUUCAGAAUCUUCAGUCACAAUAUAUAGUGAGUAAAUACUUCUAUAGAGUAUCUACAUAACAGAUGUUUAGUAUAAAUAUUGGGAUAGGAAGAACAAUACAUCUUUAUUUGGCUGAAA
Messenger RNA from Hyalella azteca, 4065 nucleotides. RefSeq lists its product as uncharacterized. The record is from RefSeq and is a predicted model, not a curated record. The transcript has 12 exons. NCBI's taxonomy places the organism in Eukaryota, Metazoa, Arthropoda, Malacostraca, Amphipoda, Hyalellidae. The coding region runs from base 98 to 3229 and encodes 1043 amino acids.